GCCGUCCUGAGGUCGAGGUUCGGACUGGCAGCCGGGGGGCUCUAGCAGCCGGAUCCGAUGGCGCAGCGCUGGGCCGGCUUCUCCGAGGAGGAGCUGAGGCGACUCAAGCAGAAUAAAGAAGAGGGAGUUGAGGAAUCCUACUCAGAAUUCAACUUUUCCCUCUUCCCUCCGAGUGGCAUGAGGCGGGCGAUCGGGGAGAAGGAUAUGAAGCUGCUACCCUUGCUCACCUUGCAAAGUGUGAUGAUGGAGAAGCAGACUAGGACUGGGGGCGCCUGACGGACGAUGCAUUUCCUGGUGCAUCUGGAGCUGUGCAUUCACUUCCGGUUGCCACAUGACCUGUGCGCUAUGCUUUCCCUGACUCUUGGAGUCAGCAAGCCAAAAGGGUCCUUGGAAAGCGGGGCAGGGGCAGGGGCGGACAGUAAAGAUGAUGGGACUGUGCUGUGGUGUCUCCCAUGUCCUCUCUCGUCCUCCCUUCCUGCCUCCUUCGUUCACGCUUUCACGAGGAGGAAAAAAUAAGGAUUUUAAAUUUUGCGUGUUGACUUUUCAAGAUUUGUUUCAAGUUGCUUUGGUAGUAGUCAAAAGAAUCAACUAUUUCAACCAACUAGAUCCAAUUGAACCCCAGCGGCGUGGCCCUGUGAAGAAAAGCCGACAGCAACUACAGCGAGAAAAGGCCCUUCAAGAACAAAGCCAAAAACUUGGCCUUCAAGAUGGUUCAAUCUCAUUGCCUCCAGACCAACUGCUUUCUGCACCAAAACAGAAAUUUAAUAAUCAGAAACCACAUUCUUCUACCCCUGUUUCUCCUAGUAGUCUUAGUCUCACCUCUCCUACUGGUGAUGGAAAGCCACAGAGUGGUGAAAAUCAACCAGAGGAACUGGGCUUUCAGAAUUCUCAUGAUGGUCACAAAAGUACUGAGGUUUUACCUCCAAAGCCAGAUUGCAAACUGGGGAAGAAGAAAGUGGAAUUGCAAGAAAAAUCUCGUUGGGAAGUCCUCCAACAAGAACAAAGACUGAUGGAAGAGAAAAAUAAACGUAAGAAAGCUCUUUUGGCUAAAGCUAUUGCAGAAAGAUCUAAAAGGACUCAGGCAGAGACCUUGAAACUAAAGCGGAUCCAAAAGGAGUUACAAGCUUUAGAUGACAUGGUGUCUGCUGACAUUGGAAUUCUCAGGAACCGGAUUGAUCAGGCCAGUCUCGACUACUCAAGUGCUCAGAAACGUUUUGACAGGGCCGAAGCAGAGUACAUAACCGCAAAGCUUGAUCUGCAGCGCAAGACUGAGAUUAAAGAGCAACUCACUGAACAUCUUUGUACAAUCAUUCAGCAGAAUGAACUCCGCAAGGCAAAAAAGUUGGAGGAAUUAAUGCAACAACUGGACGUAGAAGCUGAUGAGGAGGCUUUGGAACUUGAAGUGGAGGUAGAAAGGAUGCUACAUGAACAAGAAUUAGAAGCAAGGAAACAAAUUCAUUUAGAGAGGCCAGUUCAGCCUUCUGGGGACAGUGUGACAUUUCCUAAAGAGAACAAAAAGCUUCAGGAACAAGCUGUUUCCCCAAAGGUAGAUGAACAGUGUGAAAAUUACACUAACCUUCCCCUUCCUGAAUCAGACUGCCCAAGCCAAGAAGUUAAAACAGCAGCAGAUGACAUUGCAGCUGCUUUGACCACAUGAAGUCCCCAUGUUAAUUAUUUCCAGCUAAUAUGAUAUGUUCUGUAAAUCAUUCUUUCUACUAUAGAUUAUGCCAUCACUGCCAAUUAAACUUAUUUUUUGAGUCCAUGAUUAACUUUAGUAUGUUAGCAUAUUGAACUAUUCCAAGGUGCCAAAUUAUGGUAAUUUUAUAAAUGUAUUUUGAUGCAGUUCCUUAGUGUCCCCUUAUUACUGGGUGAAAACAUGACUUAAGAGGAUGGAAGAAAAAUACCUUGUUAAGAGCGUUUUAAAAUCGUAAAUAUACAAUAGAAAAGUAAAAGGGAAAAUAAAAUUUCAAGUUCAUUUGGUUUCUGGGAUAUUGUUGAAAAUGAGAAUUCUAUUUUAUGUAACAAGCAAAAGAGAUGCAAAAAUUAAUGUGAAAAAGAUAAAACUAAAAUCGAAUAAUCGUUCUUGAGUUGCAGUUAAAACCAGCAAUAUAGAGUAAUCUAAUUGCAGCUAAACAAAUUAAGCCAACAUUACUUUUGUUUUCAGUUUACCUUUUAAGUGGCUUUACUUUACAGUCUGAGAUUUUAAAGCUGAUAGAAACAUCCUGUAAAUAUAAGCAUAAAAUAUUGAUAUUUUGUUUUUAGUCCAUGCAUCUAUUGGAUUAAAGUAUUACUACUUGUAGUUAUCUAAAAAAUUGUUCUAUUUUCUUUUUAAACUUAUCUGUAAAUAUGUAUUUUAUAUGUUGAACAGAAAUUGUUCUGUCAUAAAAAUUAAAUUUGUUAAAAUGAUGGUUUUAGUACUUGGAACAGUUUAACUGUUACAAAUAGUUGACACUACACAGUACUGUAUGAAUGUGCAAAUAAUAUUGUGCAACAGAAUCUGUAUCAAAUAUCAUUAAAUUAUGCUCUGUCAAAAAAUUCUGAAAGUACGAAUAGUAGAAAAGAACUAUUCAUAAGGAGAUGAUUGGGAGUCAGGCAGUAGCGCAGUGGGUUAAGCGCACGUGGAGUGAAUCGCAGGGACUGGUGUAAGGAUCCCGGUUUGAGCCCUUGGCUCCCCCCCUGCAGGGAAAUUGCUUCACAAGCAGUGAUCAGGUCUGCAGGUGUCUAUCUUUCUCUCUCCCUCUCUGUCUUCCCCUCCUUUCUCCAUUUCUCUCUGUCCUAUCCAACAAUGACAACAUAAAAAACAACAAGGGCAACAAAAGGGAAAAUAAAAGUUUUUUUUUAAAAAGGAGAUGAUUAAUAUCAAAUCCAUGAUAGUAAAAGUUUUUGAGUGAUAUUAUCUUUUAGUAAUGUUGGAUAUGCUUUAUGUUUUUAUAUUAUGUCACUUGAGUUGAAAUAAUUUUUUUUUAUCAUUUUUUGUUGUUCAGAGUACUGCAGCUCUGGCUUAUGGUAGUGAUGGGGAUUGAACCUGGGAGUUUUGGUGCCUCAGGUAUGAAAGUCUUUGCAUAACCAUUAUGCUGUCUCCCCAGGCCCUAUUGCUGAUUUCUAACAGUAAUCAGUAUAGACAGCUGUUUUCUUUGGGGGAGGGGAGGUAAAACGGGGAAUGCUUUUUUGCCAUACUUUUUAAAACCUUUUUAUUAAGAGGGUUAAUGCUUUACAGUCUCAAGUAUGUGGAGAAUGAGAAACAUGAAAUAAAUGAAUAGAAUGAGGCCUCAGAGAUAGCUGAUCUAAUCACCCUGUUUUAUAGACAGGAGAUUUGAGAACCAGAAAUUUUUAUACCUCGAUAUGCUGACUGUCUGACUAUCUGAAUUUAAAGCACUGGUAAAAUUGCAGUUGUAAACUCUUGACGCAUCUCUUACAUACAUCAGACCAUGAAAUCUACAACAUGUCUCCAUUUGAAAAACUUGCUUUAUAAGUCAUUUAGGGAUAAUGUUUGUGCGUGUGGAAUACUUGCAGAUAUGUCUAAAAGAUCCACCAUCACCAUUACUUAGAAAAACUUACCUUACUUGGCUUUCCCAGGGUGGUAUCCAAGUGCUUAGGUGAUGAUAUAAGUGACAAAGUUAUAUUGCAUCACUUUUGUACAAGGCAGCUGUAUCCCAUGUGUGGGAGGAACAAGAGCAAAUAAAGUGGGGGGGGGGGGCUCACUUGUAUGAGGACCAUAUGCACUGGCUUUUCCAGGACAGCCCUAAUAUCUUUUAAAGCCAUAAAGUACUUCCAAAGACUUUGAUAUAUGGAUUCACAAACCCACAAUAAUUGUUUCUGGAAGAAAAUUACUGGUACAAAGUUACUGGCUUGGGUUUAUCAGGGUCCUUCAUGUGAUACGUGUUUAGGAGUUAACUUUAUUAUUUCGCUUGUACUAUUUAAAAGCUAAUCUACCAAAUUGUAAUAAUUUCCUUAAGACAUGAUUGGGUAAACUUGAAUUCCUCAACUAAAAGUUAUUACACGUUGAUUUCCCUGUGAAUUUAAAUUGGAACAAAUUUUAUACGUUUCAGGAAAGCACAGUCCAUAUUGCAUUUAAAAUAAAAACUUGAGUUAUUCUUCAUUAUUCA
Erinaceus europaeus (western European hedgehog) is the source of this 4106-nucleotide messenger RNA. RefSeq names its product golgin, RAB6 interacting (gene GORAB). The record is from RefSeq and is a predicted model, not a curated record. The transcript has 7 exons. Bases 425 to 1657 code for a protein of 410 amino acids. NCBI's taxonomy places the organism in Eukaryota, Metazoa, Chordata, Mammalia, Eulipotyphla, Erinaceidae. Gene Ontology annotation, biological process: non-motile cilium assembly.